This is a messenger RNA of Opisthocomus hoazin, 2323 nucleotides long. The record is from RefSeq and is a predicted model, not a curated record. NCBI's taxonomy places the organism in Eukaryota, Metazoa, Chordata, Aves, Opisthocomiformes, Opisthocomidae.
UUGAGAAGGAGAUUAAAAAGGCAAACAUUCCCAUCAUGGACACUGGGGAAAACCCGGAGGUGCCUUUUCCACGUGACAUGAUUGACUUGGAGGCAAACUUUGAGAAAAUUGAAAAUGAGCUUAAAGAAAUCAACACAAACCAGGAAGCUCUGAAGAGAAACUUCUUGGAGCUGACAGAAUUAAAAUUUAUACUGCGUAAAACUCAGCAAUUUUUUGAUGAGAUGGCGGAUCCAGAUCUGUUGGAGGAAUCCUCUUCACUCCUGGAACCAAGCGAGAUGGGAAGAGGUGCCCCGCUACGACUUGGGUUUGUGGCUGGAGUGAUCAACCGUGAGCGAAUCCCCAUGUUUGAGCGCAUGCUGUGGCGAGUGUGCCGAGGGAACGUAUUCCUGCGUCAAGCGGAAAUUGAAAACCCCCUGGAGGAUCCUGUAACGGGGGAUUACGUGCACAAGUCUGUGUUUAUCAUCUUUUUCCAAGGCGACCAGCUGAAGAACAGAGUCAAGAAGAUAUGUGAAGGAUUCCGUGCCUCCCUCUACCCGUGCCCAGAAACACCGCAGGAGCGGAAGGAAAUGGCUUCUGGUGUCAAUACCAGAAUUGAUGAUCUUCAGAUGGUGCUGAACCAAACAGAGGAUCAUCGCCAAAGGGUUUUGCAGGCAGCUGCUAAAAAUAUCCGUGUCUGGUUCAUCAAAGUGCGCAAGAUGAAGGCCAUCUACCAUACCCUGAAUCUGUGCAAUAUCGAUGUGACACAGAAGUGCUUGAUUGCUGAAGUCUGGUGUCCAGUUGCUGACCUUGAUUCUAUCCAGUUUGCUCUCAGGAGAGGCACUGAGCACAGCGGAUCCACUGUCCCAUCUAUUUUAAACAGGAUGCAAACCAAUCAGACUCCACCAACGUACAACAAAACUAACAAGUUUACUUCUGGCUUUCAAAACAUUGUUGAUGCUUAUGGCAUUGGAACAUAUCGGGAAAUAAAUCCAGCACCCUAUACGAUCAUUACCUUCCCGUUUCUGUUUGCUGUGAUGUUUGGAGACUUUGGCCACGGAAUCCUGAUGACCCUGAUUGCUGUCUGGAUGGUGCUUAGAGAAAGUCGUAUUCUGUCACAGAAGAGCGACAAUGAGAUGUUCAACAUGGUUUUUAGUGGUCGAUACAUCAUUCUGCUGAUGGGACUGUUCUCCACUUACACAGGCCUCAUCUACAACGACUGCUUCUCCAAGUCGCUUAAUAUGUUUGGUUCAUCGUGGAGCGUCCGGCCGAUGUUCUCAAAAGGCAACUGGUCAGAUGACUUGCUAGAGAGUACUCCUCUGCUUCAGCUGAACCCUGCUAUUCCAGGGGUGUUUGGUGGACCCUACCCCUUUGGCAUUGACCCGAUUUGGAAUAUUGCCACCAAUAAACUGGCCUUCCUCAAUUCGUUUAAGAUGAAAAUGUCUGUGAUUCUUGGCAUUAUCCACAUGCUCUUUGGUGUCACAUUGAGUCUUCUCAACCACAUCUAUUUUAAGAAGCCACUGAGCACAUACCUUGGAUUCAUUCCAGAAAUGAUUUUCAUGUCAUCGCUGUUUGGAUACCUUGUUAUUCUCAUUUUCUACAAAUGGACAGCCUAUGAUGCUCACACGUCAAAGGAUGCACCAAGCCUUUUAAUACAUUUUAUCAACAUGUUUCUGUUCUCCUAUGGUGAUACCAGUAAUAAGAUGCUGUAUAAAGGGCAGAAGGGGCUCCAGUGUUUCCUUGUGGUGGUGGCGUUACUGUGUGUGCCAUGGAUGCUGGUGGCUAAACCCCUGGUCCUGCGCCAUCAGUAUUUAAGGAGGAAGCACUUGGGAACGCACAACUUCGGUGGGAUCCGGGUGGGCAACGGACCGACCGAGGAGGACGCGGAGAUCAUUCAGCAUGACCAGCUGUCCACCCAUUCCGAGGAGGGCGAAGAGCCUACAGAGGAUGAGGUGUUUGACUUUGGCGAUACUGUGGUGUACCAGGCAAUCCACACCAUUGAGUACUGCCUGGGGUGCAUUUCGAACACGGCAUCCUACUUGAGGCUCUGGGCUCUCAGCUUAGCCCACGCACAGCUCUCGGAGGUGCUCUGGACCAUGGUGAUCCACGUUGGCCUCAGCGUGAGGAGUCUGGGUGGAGGCUUUGGCCUCUUCUUCGUAUUUGCUGCGUUCGCUACCCUGACAGUAGCAAUUCUCCUGGUCAUGGAGGGGCUGUCUGCUUUUCUCCAUGCUCUUCGCUUGCACUGGAUCGAGUUCCAGAACAAGUUCUACACUGGCACUGGAUUCAAGUUUCUCCCUUUCUCCUUUGAUACCAUCCGUGAGGGGAGGUUUGACGACUGAAGAUCCCU